ACCAUGGCCCCAACCCUGCCCUGGCUCCUGCUGUGGGUGGGCUCAGGGGUGCUGCCUGCUCAUGGCACCCAGCUUGGCAUCCGGCUGCCCCUGCGCAGCGGCCUGGCAGGGGCCCCCCUGGGGCUGCGGCUGCCCCGGGAGACCUACGAGAAACCAGAGGAGCCUGGCCGGAGGGGCAGUUUUGUGGAGAUGGUGGACAACCUGAGGGGCAAGUCGGGCCAGGGCUACUAUGUGGAGAUGACAGUGGGAAGCCCCCCACAAACGCUCAACAUCCUGGUGGACACAGGCAGCAGCAACUUUGCUGUGGGGGCUGCCCCCCACCCUUUCCUGCAUCGAUACUACCAAAGGCAGCUGUCCAGCACAUACCGGGACCUCCGGAAGGGCGUUUAUGUGCCCUACACCCAGGGCAAGUGGGAGGGAGAGCUGGGUACCGACCUGGUGAGCAUCCCUCACGGCCCCAACGUCACUGUCCGUGCCAACAUUGCUGCCAUCACUGAAUCAGACAAGUUCUUCAUCAAUGGCUCCAACUGGGAGGGCAUCCUGGGGCUGGCCUAUGCGGAGAUCGCCAGGCUCUGUGGCACUGGCUUCCCCCUCAACCAGUCUGAAGUGCUGGCCUCAGUUGGAGGGAGCAUGAUCAUUGGGGGUAUUGACCACUCACUGUACACGGGCAGUCUCUGGUACACUCCCAUCCGGCGGGAGUGGUAUUAUGAGGUGAUCAUUGUGCGGGUGGAAAUCAAUGGACAAGAUCUGAAAAUGGACUGCAAGGAGUACAACUAUGAUAAGAGCAUCGUGGACAGUGGCACCACCAACCUUCGUCUGCCAAAGAAAGUAUUUGAAGCUGCAGUCAAAUCCAUCAAAGCUGCCUCCUCGACAGAGAAGUUUCCAGAUGGGUUUUGGCUAGGGGAGCAACUGGUAUGCUGGCAAGCAGGCACCACCCCUUGGAACAUUUUCCCCGUCAUCUCACUCUACCUGAUGGGUGAAGUCACCAAUCAGUCCUUCCGCAUCACCAUCCUUCCACAGCAAUACCUGCGGCCGGUGGAAGACGUGGCCACGUCCCAGGACGACUGUUAUAAGUUUGCCAUCUCACAGUCAUCCACCGGCACUGUUAUGGGAGCAGUAAUCAUGGAGGGCUUCUACGUUGUAUUUGAUCGGGCCCGGAAACGAAUUGGCUUUGCUGUCAGCGCUUGCCAUGUGCACGAUGAGUUCAGGACGGCAGCGGUGGAAGGACCUUUUGUCACACCAGACAUGGAAGACUGUGGUUACAACAUUCCACAGACAGAUGAAUCAACCCUCAUGACCAUAGCCUAUGUCAUGGCUGCCAUCUGCGCCCUCUUCAUGCUGCCACUCUGCCUCAUGGUGUGUCAGUGGCGCUGCCUCCGCUGCCUGCGCCAUCAGCAUGAUGACUUUGCUGAUGACAUCUCCCUGCUAAAGUGAGGAGGCCCGUGGGUGAAGACAGAUUUCCCUGGACCACAUUUUGGUCACAAGUCGGGAGACUCAGAUGGCACCUUUGGCCAGAGCACCUCAGGACCCUCACCCACCCACCAAAUGUCUCUGCCUUGGCAGAAAAAGAAGGAAAAGCUGUCAAGGUGGGUUACAGGGCUUGCACUGGUAGAAAACAAGAGGGAAGAAAGAAGCACUCUGGUGGCAGGAAUACCCUUGAUCACCUUAAACUCGAGAUGGGAAAUUCUGCUGCUUGAAACUUACUUCAGCCCUGAACCUUUGUCCACCAUCCCUUUAGAUUAUCCAACCCAAAGUAUUCUUUCCUUAUUUCCAGAAGUCCUGGCAUUAUACCCAGGUUACCCCAGCAUGUGUCUCUGUGGUACCCUGGCAGAGAAAGGGCCAAUCUCAUUCCCUGCUGGCCAAAGUCAGCAGGAGAAGAUGCACAGUUUGCUAUUGCUUUAGAGAUAGGGACUGUAGAAACAAGCCUAACACUGGUGCAAAGACUGCCUCUUGAAUUAAACAAAAAACAAUUAGAUGGAAUAUUUGUACAAAUGAGGAGUGGUCAGAAAGAGGAGAAGGAGGGGGGGUACAGCAGUUGGGAUCACAGCUAGGAAAGGCAGAGAUACAACCACUCGCCAGUCCCAGUUUUAGACCUCAUCUCCAAGACAGAAGCCCAUCUCCUGAGUCGGAUGUCAUUUCUCAAUGUUUCUGUGGUCACAGCCUGACCAAAAAGUGAGAUGGGAAGAAGGGCUUAUCUAGCCAAAGAGCUCUUUUUAAAGCUCUCUUGAUUAAAAAGUGCCCAUGAAGAAGUUCCACUUAACAAAAUAAUUUCUACCUUAAUUCCACUUGUCUCUUCCUGACCCCUUUCCUCUAUGUAUGAUAGGUGGUAGUGAAACACCCCAAACCCCAAAGCCCCAGGUGCCCUAGGGGAGAGGAACUGGAGUUUAACAAGGCUGGGCAUUAUCUUCCUGGUCACAGGUUCACUCCCUCCCCAAGGCCCCUAUUGCUCUGGAGCUUUGCAGCAGAGGUGCUAAAAGGAACAGAGAGAAGGCCUCUCCUAUCUAAUCCUUAAAAGCAGAAUCCUGAAGAUUCAUUCAACAGGUAUAGGAGUGAUGCCUUAUACCUCUGCCCAGAUUUCUUCCUGUUUAGCUGUAAGAAGUGGUAAGAUCAUUAGAUUAAUACUGAGUGGUUUUAUUGUUUUCUUUGCUUCUCUAAUGGCCCCUCUACUUAUUUGGCUAAGACUUCACACACUGGCUAGUAUUAUACUAUGACUGUCAGCAAUCGAGGGCUUUCUGGCUCUAAGCCACUGCCUUCGAUGUCAAGGCUGCUUGAAGAAAGGAUGGAAGCCUCAGGCUUCCUUAUUUUCUUCACCACUUUUCCUGUGUUGGAGGCUGUCCUUUCUCCUAUCCUGCUUUCUGCUCCCCACUCCCAUGGGUACCCAGGCUGGUUCUUGGGUUAGGCAGUGGGGACCAAGUUCAUUUUCUCCCUAUCAGUUCUAACACACUAGACUAUGAUACCAGUGUUAGUGGGAAGAGCUGAGUUUUCCCAGUAUACCCACUGCAUCCUAUCCAGUCUACACACUGCUGCCAGGCAGGGUACCUAGCAAGUAGAGAAUUAUUUGAUGAGGGAGAGGGAAAUAUAAGGAGGGCCUCUGGAGUUGCUGGCCUCUGCCAGUUGUCCACAAGCCAUAAACCAAUAAAACAAGAAUACUGAGUCACAGUUUUUUUAUCUGGGUUCUCUUCACUCCCACUGCACUUGGUGCUGCUUUGGCUGACUGGGAACGUUCCACACCUAUAACGACUUGACAGGAAGACUGGAGACUGUCCACUUCCAGCUCAGAACUUACUGUGUAAAUAAACUUCUAGAACUGCUACCA
Molecule: messenger RNA, 3316 nt
Organism: Marmota flaviventris (yellow-bellied marmot)
Lineage: Eukaryota; Metazoa; Chordata; Mammalia; Rodentia; Sciuridae
Source: RefSeq, a predicted model, not a curated record